This is a messenger RNA of Staurois parvus, 301 nucleotides long. The record is from the annotation of a GenBank genome assembly. Lineage: Eukaryota; Metazoa; Chordata; Amphibia; Anura; Ranidae.
UCAGCUUGUAGUUUUCAUUGACCUGCCAUGGAACUGUUGAGUGCUGUGGUAGUUCAGCGGUAGUAUGAUGUAUGGGCAGACAGAUUACACUGACAGUCUGCAGGAGUUCUGCAUGUCACCAGCGAUCUGCUAUGCUUUCCAGGCUCCUAAAAAAAUAAUAAAUGUACACUUUUUUACCUGCAAAAAAUUGCUCUAACUGCUGAUGAAAAAGGUAUUUAGAAGUUUAUAUUUACUAAAAUAAUUGCAUUUCCAUGUUGUGUGUACUGUGGGAGACCAGAUAUAGUGAGAGCAGAGUCCUGGG